UUAGGUAGGUAUAUUAAAUCAAAGUCUAUUUAAAAAGUAAAAAAAUUGUUAUUUCUUUAUUACCGAUAGGGUGCAAUCAACCCCCAGUAAAAGAGAAAAAUUUUUUUUCAACAUUAUUAGGCAUGUAUUAAUUUUUACCUACCUUAAGAAUGUCAAUUUUAUCAACUAACAAAUUUAAAAAUUAUGGACUACGUGUAGGUAGGUAUAUAAUUACGUUUUCAGGGAGCUGUGAGGACAAGGUGACUGUGAGGAAGCCCCCCGCGCCCCCCGCCAACAGGAUCGUUGGGGGACGACCCACCACCGUCGAGGCAUACCCAUACAUGGCGUAUUUAAGAUCAUUAUGUACGAUGCGUGGUCAGAGGCUGCUGGGGGGUGCCUGUGGGGGCGUGAUACUCACACAGCACCACGUGCUCACCGCUGCACACUGCUUAUUUCGGUAUUAAAUUCCAAAAUGUUAAUAAUCAAUGACACUACCAUCUUGAGGGCAUCUAAAGUUGUCAUUCGCGUCGGAUCCACCUACAAUGACCGCGGAGGCUCAAAGCAUGAGACGUCCAAGACCUUGGUCCACGAGGAUUACAAAUAUUCGGAGAGUAAAGACAACGACGUUGCAGUGUUGGUGCUGUCGACCAGUGUGAGCAACUACCGGAGCAGCUCGGUGCAGCCAGCCGUCAUCCCCCCGGGGGGGUAUGUGGUCCCGGACAACGCGUCUGUGGUAGCUGUCGGGUGGGGACGGACUAAUAUGAAAUGCAUCAAGUCAAGCCCCAUCGGCCUGCGACUCGUGGGGCUGCGCAAGGUGGACCGAGACACCUGCGCCGCACGUUAUCCGAGAUUCUCAUACAACAACAUGCUCUGCGCGGGGCUGCUUGGUGUUGGAGGAGCUGGUACUUGCCUGGGUGACUCAGGUGGUCCCCUGGUGUACAACGGGGUGGUGGUUGGGGUGACCUCAUUUGGGAAGGCAUGCGACACUUACUUCUACCCUCACGUGUUCACGCGCGUCUCUAGCUACACCAACUGGAUCAACAACACUUUACGACAAAACCAGGUUGAGGUUGUGCACAAGCUCAGUCACAACACCGCCGUGGCUGCUGACGUCAGCAGUUUGAUGCUACUCGCCUUCGUAACCUCCAUAUGGAUAAUGUAUUCCGAAAUCAUUUAUUUUUGAAUUAAGUACCGUACCGAUGAUGAUUUAGGUACGAUUUAUUUUCUAAAUUUAUACAGAAUAAUUCACAAGUUUGGAAAUUCAUAUUGAAAAAGUGGCUUUUAGGUGAGUAGAUAUACAUAUUUUUUGCAUUUCCGUUUAUUAUGUUUUUUGUUCUUCUGAGAAACUUUUGUUAAGUAACUAGUUAACUCGAUGAUGUUGAUUAUUCGACAUUUUCUCUUAUAUUAAAAUUAAAUAUAUUUUUAUAACAGCUUAUAAAUGUUUUUUUAUAUCUUUCCUUGCGCACCUUUUUGGUAUAUUAAGUAUACCUUGUAACGUAGCGCCUUAGGGGCGGCUAGCUCAGGGGGUGCUACGCUAACAUAAAUGAACCUAAUGACUGAUCAUUUGGGUUACCUAUCUGAGUGGAGUUUUGAUUGAAACAACUGAUUUGGUUUUACGAAUACAACGAGGAUAAAAUCUUUGACUUUUAUUUAUAUAUAUAAUGCUUAACCAACGACACGAUAUAAUUACAACAUACGGCCCAGACUAUGAAUACGACCAAGAACCGAUAAUCUAGUUUUAUUGACAAUUCUGACGCGACUCGUUAUGCUUUU
Plutella xylostella (diamondback moth) is the source of this 1752-nucleotide messenger RNA. RefSeq names its product trypsin CFT-1-like. NCBI's taxonomy places the organism in Eukaryota, Metazoa, Arthropoda, Insecta, Lepidoptera, Plutellidae. The record is from RefSeq and is a predicted model, not a curated record. Gene Ontology annotation, biological process: proteolysis. Gene Ontology annotation, molecular function: serine-type endopeptidase activity.